CCCUCACUGUAUGCUCUCCCUCACAUACACGUGUGCAUGCACUUCACAACCACACACUGCACACUGUGCACACAAGUCACGAGGGAGAUACACUCACUCAAAUUCCCAGCCCCAAACAGACCUCACCUCCUCGGUUGCUGCCAUCAGAGACGUGUUCCUUUUGUCACAUUCCUACAACCUGCCAGCACCUGUAAGGAAAGGACAUGGAGGCUUGCCCACCCAAGGCCAAAGGGCCCUGGCUGCAGCCCCAGAGACUUCCGUUCUACUGGAUGGUCAGAGAGGAAGACUGGGAGGAACGCAUGGACCAGGCUUAUAUGCUGCAACAGAAGAGAAUUCGAGAGUCCCCACUGCUUCAGGCGGCCAAGGAAAAUGACCUGUUUGUCCUUAAGCAACUUCUGCUGAAUCGAGCCUGUGACUUUUGGCAAAGAGGAGGCCUGGGGGAAACAGCGCUGCACGUAGCAGCCCUCUAUGAUAACCUGGAGGCUGCUGUGGUGCUGAUGGAGGCUGCCCCAGAGCUGGCCAAGGAGCCCACAUUGUGUGAGCCUUUUGUAGGUCAGACUGCACUGCACAUUGCUAUCGUGAACCAGAACGUGAACCUGGUGAGAGCCCUGCUGGCCCAUGGGGCCAGUGUCUCUGCCAGAGCUACGGGUGCUGCCUUCCACUACUGUCCCCGCAACCUCAUCUACUUCGGAGAGCACCCUCUGUCUUUUGCUGCCUGCGUGGGCAGUGAGGAGAUUGUGCGGCUUCUCAUUGAGCAUGGAGCCGACAUCCGGGCCCAGGACUCCUUGGGAAACACAGUGCUGCACAUCCUCGUUCUCCAGCCCAACAAAACCUUUGCCUGUCAGAUGUACAAUCUUCUGCUGUCCUAUGAUGGCCUUAAAGACCACCUGCGACCCCUGGAAGCUGUGCCCAACCACCAGGGCCUCACCCCCUUCAAGCUGGCUGGAGUGGAGGGCAACACUGUGAUGUUCCAGCACUUGAUGCAGAAGCGGAAACACAUCCAGUGGACGUGGGGCCCGCUGACCUCCACCCUCUAUGACCUCACGGAGAUUGACUCCUGGGGAGAGGAGCUGUCCUUUCUAGAGCUUGUGGUCUCCUCCAAUAAACGGGAGGCUCGCCAGAUCCUGGAACAGACCCCUGUGAAGGAGCUGGUGAGCCUCAAGUGGAACAGAUAUGGGCGGCCAUACUUCUGCAUGCUGGGGGCCUUGUACUUACUCUACAUGGCGUGUUUCACCACGUGCUGCAUCUACCGUCCUCUCAAGUUCCGUGGCAGCAACCGCACUAAUUCUCGAGAUAACACCAUCCUCCAACAGAAGUUACUACAGGAGGCCUAUGUGACGCAUCACGAUAUGGUCCGGCUGGUAGGAGAACUGUUGACCGUUAUCGGAGCUGUGAUCAUCCUGCUCCUAGAGAUCCCAGACAUCUUCAGGGUUGGUGCUUCUCGAUAUUUUGGACAGACUAUUCUCGGGGGACCUUUUCAUGUCAUCAUCAUCACCUAUGCCUCGCUUGUGCUGAUGACCAUGGUGAUGCGGAUCACCAACACCAAUGGGGAGGUGGUGCCCAUGUCCUUGGCCCUGGUGCUGGGCUGGUGCAGUGUCAUGUACUUUGCCCGAGGAUUCCAGAUGUUGGGCCCCUUCACCAUUAUGAUUCAGAAGAUGAUUUUUGGAGACCUCAUGCGUUUCUGCUGGCUGAUGGCUGUGGUCAUCCUGGGCUUUGCCUCAGCGUUCUAUAUCAUUUUCCAGACAGAGGAUCCAACCAAUUUAGGGGAAUUCUAUGACUAUCCCAUGGCUCUGUUCAGCACCUUUGAGCUUUUCCUCACCAUCAUUGAUGCACCUGCCAACUACGAGGUGAACUUGCCUUUCAUGUUUGGCAUUGUCAACUUUGCUUUUGCCAUCAUUGCUACGCUGCUUAUGCUCAACCUGUUUAUUGCCAUGAUGGGUGACACACACUGGAGGGUGGCCCAGGAGCGAGAUGAGCUCUGGAGGGCCCAGGUUGUGGCCACCACGGUGGUGCUGGAGAGGAAGAUGCCGCGCUUCCUGUGGCCGCGCUCUGGGAUUUGUGGGCUCCAAUAUGGGCUGGGGGAUCGCUGGUUCCUGCGGGUGGAGAACCACAACACUCAGAACCCUCUGCGGGUGAUGCGCUAUGUGGAGGCGUUCAAGUGCCCAGACAAGGACGACGGGCAGGAGCAGUUUUCUGAGAAACAGCUCUCCGUGGCUGACAGUGGGACCCUGGCUAGAGCCUCCCUUGCCCUCCCUACGCCCUCCCUGUCCCGCACCACGUCCCGCAGCAGCAGUCACCGGGGCUGGGAGAUCCUUCGUCGAAAUGCCAUAGGACAUGUGAAUUUUGGCCUGGACCUUGGCGAAGGGGACGGAGAGGAGGUCUACCGUCUCUGAGUGGGAUCCCUGUUCCUCUUGACCCGAGCCCAGGUGGGCUCAGGAGCAGGGACAAGCAGGAAAACAUCUGCCCACGCAAGUAUCUAACUUUCCUGCCUGUUAUUGUGGGAGGGCGUGGACAGUAUAUUCCCCCAGGGCCGGGUCUCACCCUUCACAUCAGCGUUUCUGGAGACGGCCAGUGGACAUACAUUGUUACAAGUAUUUUCUGGGUUCUAGGAAGACCCACAUCUUUGGAAAAAAGGAAUAUUUUGGACCAAAGUUGGACUUGGGUACAAAAACUUGAAAUAGGGUGUGGGAUUAACGUUAGGACCACUCCAUGUGACCAUUAGAAAGUCGUCUGCUGGAGGCUCCUCUGGCUCUGCGGGGUUUACUGUGGGAGGAGCUGGGCAUGGCGCUCAGAUUGUGGUCCUUCCUUUCCCCUAACCUGCAAGACUCUCUCCCCACCUAGCAACCAAAGCCCAACUACAAAACUGCAAUAAAAAAUGUUUCUUAUCCUUACCUUCUUUUUCUUUUUAUUGCAGCAAAACACAUGGCCCAUAAAAUUCACCAUAUUAACCACUUUUAAUUGUACAAUUCAGUGGCUUGAGUGGAUUCAGCAUGAUUCAUCUGCGGAAGCUCUUCCCUAAACUGAAGCUCUUACACCCAUUAAACAAUAGUGCCCCUGCUCUUCUUUCUCCAAACCUGAUGACCAAUAUAUUCUCCUUCCUACUUGUGAA
Messenger RNA from Nycticebus coucang (slow loris), 3109 nucleotides. It is a transcript of the gene TRPV5, whose product is annotated as transient receptor potential cation channel subfamily V member 5. Gene Ontology annotation, molecular function: calcium channel activity; protein binding. The record is from RefSeq and is a predicted model, not a curated record. NCBI's taxonomy places the organism in Eukaryota, Metazoa, Chordata, Mammalia, Primates, Lorisidae. Gene Ontology annotation, biological process: calcium ion import across plasma membrane. The transcript has 15 exons. Gene Ontology annotation, cellular component: membrane. Bases 204 to 2393 code for a protein of 729 amino acids.